This is a messenger RNA of Biomphalaria glabrata, 3565 nucleotides long. RefSeq lists its product as uncharacterized. NCBI's taxonomy places the organism in Eukaryota, Metazoa, Mollusca, Gastropoda, Planorbidae. The record is from RefSeq and is a predicted model, not a curated record. The transcript is spliced from 15 exons. The coding region runs from base 799 to 1341 and encodes 180 amino acids.
GACUGGCUAUAUGGACAUUCGUGCAAAUGCCCGGUGGGCCGGUAUCCAAAUAGGCCGGUAGCCGGUAGGACUAGAGUAAGCAUCUUCUUUUUUUUAAAUCACGUCUGUAUUUUAUAAGAAAGAGAGAUCUGACAACCCAGCAAGUCCGACACUUCGUUUUUCAAAUUAAGGACACAGAAUAGAGCAUUAAAUUGAAAAAAUAGGAACAGAUGUGGCACAGUGUUUCAGAUUAAAAUUAACAACCAGGAACAGAUGAUCUGUCAUCUCAGUUAGGGGGGCUAGAGAUUCAAUUCAAAUAUUGCUAAGAGUUCGCCCUCCUGAUCCAAGUGAAAAAAGACUUUGCACCACGAGUUCUGGAUGUUAACACUGCAGACAAUGCCAUUAUUCUUCACACAAAGCCAGAGCCCACAAUUUUCACCUAUGACAAUGUAGCAGAUGCUGACACCACACAGUGGCUAGACUGGCUCAGGAAAAAGUUUGACUAUGUUUGCAUGGCAGUAAAAAACAGUUUUUGUGUCGCUGCUCCUUUUUAGAAAUCUAUCAAGAGCAAAUCUUUGAUCUUUUGGAUACAGCUUCACAAGGUAUUCGCUUACGUGAGAAUAUGAACAAAGGUGUCUUUGUAGAUGGACUCAUUGAGCAAGUUAUCUGCAACCCAAGAGAUGCUUAUCAGUUAAUAAUCAAGGGCUGGUUGAAUCGUAGAGUAGCUCCUACUUCCAUGAACAGAGAAGGUUUGCGCUCUCAUGCUGUUUUUACAGUUAAAUAGAGUCAUACACAACAGAAGCAGAAAGAAGGGUGAAAAUGCAAUGGCGCCUGGUGAUUAUAUAUGCCCAACCUGCGAUCGCAGCUGUGUAUCAAGGAUUGGCCUCUUUAGUCACACAAGAAGUUGCAAAGGGAAAAGAUCGUCUCUCGAGACGUAAAAUGCCACAGACAGACGAGAGUCAAAGAUCUCCAAAAAUAGAGGAUUUGAAUCUUUCUUUCAAAGAUUAUCAAAAAAUCUUUUUACAGGAGGAUUCAUUUAAGAAAUUGUAUGCUGUCAUUAGUAAACUUCAACAAGAAAAUCAAAACUUGCUGGAAAAGUUGAACUUUAUGAAUCACUUAGAGAAUUAUGAAUCUCAGCUGACAGCCAAAGAAGAAGAACUGCAAAGAGUGAACAUGACUCUUCAGAAAUUUGAAAAAGACAACAAAGUUUUACAAGCUAAGUUGAAGCACACAGAAGUUUGUGAGCAGAAAGCUCCUGAAGUGCCAAAUUUUCAAGUUAUUAAGAAAAUUGAAUCAGCCUAUAGCCGCAGGAUGGAAGAGUUCGAGAGGUUAAUCUUUGGCAAAGAUAAAAAAAGUAGCUGAGUUAUUAUUUGAAGUAGCAAAAUUAAAAGAGGAACUUCACCUUGCCAGGGAAACACAUGCAUCUGUUUUAAAAGACAGGAAUUGCAAUAAAAUGGGUGCUGAAUUUCAGAGUGCUGUGCCUAUGCAAGGAGGUGCUAUUGGUGAGCCUGGAGAGAGAAAGUCAUCUUCAGAAAAAAAUGGCUCGGUUAGAGGAAGAACUCUAAUAAAAGAAACAAAAAUGCCAGAAAUAAAGGAACAAUCUUGGAGAAGUAAAAAAAAGUGAAUGAACUAAUAACAUCCUUUUAAAGAGUCACUGUUUUGGUAAAAGCAGUAUAAAGUUUGUUUUUUUAUACCAAUCAAUGGUUAUAAUUCAAAUGAAAGCCACUUCAUUCUUCUUAAAAAAUCCAGUACAAGAGAUACAGUACUUGUAAGCAUGUCAAUGAUUGGUUGAAUCCUACUAGUAUUUGAAUAAACAUAUAUUUUAGUUUGAUGCCCAAGAUUGGCAUUGACUCUAGACAAAUAAUUGUGUUUAUACACAGUUUGACUGUAAAAGAAAUAUGUCGAGAUAUUUUUGUUAAGAUUUUUCUUAAGUUCAAGCUACUACAAUAAGUUCUACAAUGGAAUUUAAAAAGAUGUUUAUGGAAAUUGUCUUUCAUUUCACUAGCCAUUUGUUUCUCAUAAAAAUUGUGGAAUUGAAAAUGUCUGUUACAUGUGCUUCUAUAUCUAAUAUUUAUGAAAAUAUAUAUAUAUAUAUAUAUAGAAUAUCCUCUGCUUAAAAGUAUGCUUUAUUGGAAUAAGUUUGAUGUCAAUACUUGUAAUAAAAUGAACAAGAGGUGUUUCACUCUAGUAGUUUAAAUUUUCAUAAGUUAUGAACUAGAGGCCUUAAAUAAAAUUGACUACUUUUGGAUAAAUUUGUCAUCUCUGUUGAUGUACAAAUAAUGUAACUAGGCCUCAAGGUUUCCUAAAUUGAGCAAAGAGAAAGAGCAUCCACAUUUAUCUUUUUCUAGAAAGAACAAAAAUAAAGCUCAAAUAUUUCUCCUAUUUUGACACAAAUUAAGAAAAAUAAUAUGACCAUUUUUGUAGGAGCUCGCAAGGUUGAAUUUAAAGGUAGGUUAUUUAGGCAUGGUUGUAUUUUACACAACUACAACUGUAUUAAUACAUAAAUAAGCUGUCCUAUUGUAAAUAUGUACUGUACAUAAAGAAUUAGUAGAAAUAGCUAUUUGAUCUUCAUGUAUUGUCUUGAAUCCUUUUUUUUUUUUUUUUUUGUUGGUGUUUUGAUUUUUCUGAACUUAUAUGUUAAACUACUUGUAUAAUGUGUUUGUAAAUAUUCAUAUCAGAUAAUUUCUAUUGCUGUUUAUUAUGACAGUCUUAAGUUUAAGGAAGUUGGAAGUUUUUUUUAUUAUCAACACAGACCAUGAGCUCUAUUAUAACUGUCUGUCUGGUCUUUUAGUUUUUCUUUGGGUCAUCUUUGUUUCAUUGUGGCAGUCUGUAUUUAUAUUUAGUGUAUUCUUGCCAUUUUAUGCCCAUAAUUGAACCCAGACUCCUUUGGUUCAAUCCUUCUAGCACCCUUAAAUGCUUUGCAUGUAGCUGCCAAAUCUGAGAGCCAUAAUGAAGUGCUUCGAGGCCACUGCCUGGUAGAUAUGUAACUAUUUAUCUAUCACUAAUUGCAGAAGUUUGGGCCCUCUGAGUCCACCCAACUCUAAUGGGUACCUGGCAUUAGCUGAGGAAAAGUAAAGGCGGUUGGUCAUUGUGCUGGCUACAUGAUACCCUCGUUAACUGUAGGCCACAGAAUCAGAUGACCUUUACAUCAUCUGCCCUAUAGACCACAAGGUCUGAAAGGGGAACUUUACUUACUUACUUAAUUGCAGAAGUGUUGUACAUAAAAACAUUCCGUACUCAAGUUUAACUGCCAUUAGUUAGAAUCAAUAUCUUAGAUAGAAUAAGGUGUAAUUUUUAACAUUAAGCCACAGAAAUGUGACCCUACAAUGACUAUGUUACGAGUAGUAGUUGUUGUUUAUAAUUAUAGCAAUCAAUUUUUUUGUUAAAGGCCCCUAGCACUAUUAGAUCUUCAAAUUAGCUUAGUGAUAUUGUAAUAUGUGAUUUAUAUUAGCUGAUAUUUUAUUGUUUUCAUGGAUUAACAAGAAUUGGUUCUGUUACUUUUCAUAACAUUUGUCAUUACACCACAACUGAUGCCUUACUGAACAAAAUGUUCUAAUGAGUGAAAAUAAAGUUAUUUAUUUUCUAA